GGCCGGGCGGCACAGCGCAGCGCUCCCGGCCCGCUACAGCCCGGCCCGCCAUGGCCCUCAACAAGUCUAUGCACGCCCGCAACCGCUACAAGGACAAGCCGCCUGACUUCGCAUACCUGGCCGGCAAGUACCCCGAGUUCCAGCAGCACGUGCAGACCACCCUCGCCGGCAGGGUGAGCCUGAAUUUCAAGGACCCCGAGGCAGUGAGGGCUCUGACGUGCACCCUGCUGAAGGAGGAUUUCGGGCUUACCAUCGAUAUCCCCGUGGAAAGGCUCAUUCCCACCGUCCCCUUGAGGCUCAACUACAUCCACUGGGUUGAGGAUCUCAUCGGCCACCAGGAUGCUGAGAAGCAAGUGCUGAGGCGAGGCAUCGACAUAGGGACAGGGGCAUCUUGCAUAUACCCAUUACUCGGAGCAACCUUAAAUGGCUGGUAUUUUCUUGCAACAGAAGUGGAUGACAUGUGCUUCAAUUAUGCCAAGAAGAAUGUGGAACAGAAUAACUUGUCUGAUCUUAUAAAAGUGGUUAAGGUACCACAGAAGACACUCCUAAUGGAUGCACUGAAGGAAGAAUCUGAGAUCAUUUAUGAUUUCUGCAUGUGCAACCCCCCCUUUUUUGCCAACCAGCUGGAAGCAAAGGGAGUAAAUUCUCGAAAUCCACGGCGUCCCCCUCCCAGUUCUGUAAAUACUGGAGGUAUCACAGAAAUCAUGGCUGAGGGAGGAGAACUAGAAUUUGUCAAAAGAAUUAUUCAUGAUAGUCUUCAACUUAAAAAGCGGUUACGAUGGUACAGUUGCAUGCUGGGAAAGAAAUGCAGUUUAGCACCACUGAAAGAAGAACUUCGAAUCCAGGGGGUUCCUAAAGUUACUCAUACUGAAUUCUGUCAAGGACGCACCAUGAGAUGGGCACUGGCAUGGAGUUUCUAUGAUGAUGUACAAGUACCUUCACCUCCUUCUAAAAGAAGAAAAUUAGAAAAACCACGAAAACCAAUUACAUUUAUGGUCUUGGCUUCUACAGUCAAAGAGUUAUCCGUCAAAGCGGCAGCUAUGGGCUGGGAUGCUGUAGAAGCUAUUGCUGUGGUUAGAGCCUGGGUAGAGAAGAUUCUCACUGAUCUGAAGGUUCAGCAUAAACGUGUUCCCUGUGGAAAAGAUGAAGUUAGCCUGUUUGUGACUGCCAUUGAAAACUCCUGGAUUCAUUUAAGGAGAAAGAAACGAGAGAGAAUAAGGCAGUUACGAGAGCUUCCUCGAGCUUCUGAAGAUAUUCUGCAAGCAAUGGAAGAGGAAAAGAACAGCCAGAAGAGUGUGAGCAACAAUUUGGACUGUGAAAACCCCAAAACUGAAGACUCUGAAAUGGGGUUUAUGGCACCUAAUGAGGAUGUCCAGUUGACCACAGGUGAUGAGCUACCAGAGGAAUCUGCUGCCAAAGAAGAACACAGUGAUCCUGUGAAGGAAGAGGAGAUGGAAGCAAAGCAGGGAGAAACAUCUCUUGGCAAAGGUUCUGGUGAUGCAAAGGAGGAAACCUGCCCUUCAGAGGAAGCUAGCAAUCUGACAGUUGAAAAAGAACAAAGCCCCAAAGAAAGUAGUAGAUGUUUUCUCUUUAAGUGUUUAAUGAAUGUGAAGAAAGAAGGAAAUGAUGUGUUAGUAGAAAUGCACUGGGUUGAAGGACAGAACAGAGACUUGAUGAACCAGUUGUGCACUUACUUACGGAACCAAAUUCUUCGACUGGUUGCUAGUUAGCCUAUUUUCCUGCUUUGGUAAAGUAGGUCUGUCCUCAAAUUUUGUAAACUAUUUUUAAUUAAUUAAAAAUUUCUGUUAGCAAAA
Messenger RNA from Pipra filicauda (Wire-tailed manakin), 1814 nucleotides. It is a transcript of the gene METTL16, whose product is annotated as methyltransferase like 16. Gene Ontology annotation, cellular component: nucleus. Gene Ontology annotation, molecular function: 23S rRNA (adenine(1618)-N(6))-methyltransferase activity. The record is from RefSeq and is a predicted model, not a curated record. Gene Ontology annotation, biological process: rRNA base methylation. Lineage: Eukaryota; Metazoa; Chordata; Aves; Passeriformes; Pipridae. The transcript has 9 exons. The coding region runs from base 51 to 1730 and encodes 559 amino acids.